CACCCGACAGCUCUCCAGAGAUUUGAAGCAGUACCUGGGGAGUUGGCUGAACUAUAGACAGAAGAACCUGCAAGCGGGGAGGCGGCCAUCCCAGCAGUGUGGCAGGACAGGUCUGAGGCAGAAGGGCCAGAAGCAAGGGGGGUGGUCCUGGCGUACGGGUCCUAAGGGUCAGGGUCGGCUUGACCUUGCUUGGGUCUCCUUCUAGCAGCUUCUGUGCAGUGGUGGUCAGGCAUGGAAGAGCACGCUGCUGAGACACCCACCCCAUCCCCCAAAGGGUCCCACUGGUGUGAGCAAGGUCAGGACUGGGGUCGGACCCAGGGCAGGGCCGGAUGGGGAGAGUCAGCGAGCUCAGGGAAGCGCUGACCCUCCAAGCCAUGGCAGCCGCAGCAACUGCUGAGCAGGCGCCUCCACUUCCUUUCCUCUCCCCGCCCUCGGCCGCCCGCCCUCCUCUGCCUGGCGCCGGAGGCUGUUUUUCCGCUCACUGGCGCGCACGAUCCAUCCCACUGUUUCCUUCUCUCUUUCUGGAGUUAAACUUUUCUGGAGACGCCACCAGCCCCGGGCUCCUCUGCCAGCCGGAAACGGAGAGAAUAGCGGGAGGGAGCCCUGCACAGGGCCCCGCCGGCUCGGCAGGUGGGGCAGCAGCUCCGCGGGACUGGAUGGCCUGUCCUGGAGGCCCACACCGCCGCUCAAAGAGCGCAGCCCCACCAAGGCCAAGGCCACAGGGGCCCACUGCUGGAUCCAGGAAGCACCAGGCUGGCUGCUGUAGAGGAUAAAGUGGCAAGACUGCACCUGGCCUUCAGGAGCUCAGCAGCCUGGUUUCCCCCUGCCUCCCCUCUGCAGCUGAUCCCCCAGCCAGCGUGGCACCAUGGCAGCCCUCAUCGCGGAGAACUUCCGCUUCCUGUCACUCUUCUUCAAGAGCAAGGAUGUGAUGAUUUUCAAUGGGUUGGUGGCCCUGGGCACAGUGGGCAGCCAGGAGCUGUUCUCUGUGGUGGCCUUCCACUGCCCCUGCUCCCCAGCCCGGAACUACCUGUACGGGCUGACGGCCAUUGGCGUGCCUGCCCUGGCGCUCUUCCUCAUCGGCGUCAUCCUCAACAACCACACCUGGAACCUAGUUGCUGAGUGCCAGCACCGGAGGACCAAGAGCUGCUCAGCUGCCCCCACCUUCCUCCUCCUGAGCUCCAUCCUGGGCCGUGCGGCCGUGGCCCCCGUGACCUGGUCUGUCAUCUCCCUGCUGCGUGGUGAGGCCUACGUCUGUGCUCUCAGUGAGUUCGUAGACCCAUCCUCGCUCACGGCCGGGGAAGAGGGCUUCCCACCAGCCCAUGCCACCGAAAUCCUGGCCAUGUUCCCUUGUGGGGAGGGCCCUGCCAACCUGUCGGGCUUCCGGGAGGAGGUCAGCCGCAGGCUCAAGUAUGAAUCCCAGCUCUUCGGGUGGCUGCUCAUCGGCGUGGUGGCCAUCCUGGUGUUCCUGACCAAGUGCCUCAAGCAUUACUGCUCACCACUCAGCUACCGCCAGGAGGCCUACUGGGCACAGUACCGCGCCAACGAGGACCAGCUGUUCCAGCACACAGCCGAGGUACACUCGCGGGUGCUCGCUGCCAACAAUGUGCGCCGCUUCUUCGGCUUUGUGGCACUCAACAAGGAUGAUGAGGAGCUGGUUGCCAAGUUCCCAGUGGAAGGCACACAGCCGCGGCCACAGUGGAACGCCAUCACUGGCGUCUACCUGUACCGUGAGAACCAGGGCCUCCCACUCUACAGCCGUCUGCACAAGUGGGCCCAGGGUCUGGCAGGCAAUGGCACAGCCCCUGACAACCUGGAGAUGGCCCUGGUGGCUUCCUAAGGGCCUGUUCCCAUGCUCGGCUGCUGCUUCUACAAAGGACACUGCUUGACCCAGAAGGGGACUUUUUUGGCACAGCUUCUUGGGAAAGCAGGCCGGGGAAGAGGAACCCGAGGACAUCUGGAGGGAGGCGGGGAAAUCCCAUAGGCAACAUGGUCAGCUCUAACAGGACUUUCAGACCUAAAGAGAUGCCCUCCUCUUCUGCCACCAGCCCACUUGGUCAAAGCUUUGGGGACGACUUUCCCAGAACUGAUCCUUUAAUGAACUAUGACAUGGAUCCUCUUUUACUGGUGGGACUCCAAGGCUGAGGCCCCAGCCAGCAGAGCCAAGGGACAAUGAAACUCACCAACAGUCUCCUUGUAUGGGAUGCCAUGCAGUUAAUGUGUGUCUAACUGCAUGCAGAUAUUUGUUCUCAGGGGACACAGCUGGGAAGCUGCCCACCAAUGUAUGCCUCUGACCUCAUUUUAUAUAUUUAAAAUUUUGAUAAAGCUUUUCUUAGUACAAAGGACUAGCCUGGCGUCUACAUGUUUGAAUGGGCCAUGCCACAGCAGAUUGGUGGUCUUGGGGACAGCCUAAAUCCCAACACCUGUGGGAGGGAAUAAAACAGGGAGACUGGGCAGGACUUAAAGGGACGAAAGGGCAGGCAGGGGAACAGGGAACACCAGGUAUCACCACACACGGGAAGGCCCUAGGGUCAAAGACACCCUGACAACUGGAUUCUGUUAUCUGAUUUGAUCUGAGGAACAGAUGGGGACUGGCCCUUUUCAGGGAGCAGCUCAGCUUAAAAUUUUACAAGUCAGAAGAUCUGGCACUCACUACAAAAAGAUUCUCAUAACAUAGGACUAAAAUCCAAGAACCAAGCCAACCCCAGCCUCCCCUGCCCCUGGCUGAUCACCUCCACCACCCACUCCUAAAGCCUUUUGACAGGGACACCUGCUUCCUGGCACCUGACACGAUCAUUUUCCAUGUAAAAGCUUUCCAGCUCUCAGGACAUUUCAAAUUCUGCCAGAGAAACUUUCAAUUCUUUUAAGACCAAGCCAAAAAAGAACUGGCUUCAUCUAGGAGCUAGUUUGUGCUAGUCUCCAAGAACUUCACAAUAUUACAUCGUCAAAGGUGGUGAGGGCUCUUUCUGGGAAUUCUGUACGAGUUGCAGAGAGGUUUGGGGUGCUGGUGGAUCCAGUCAUGUUUCCUCUUACUCGGGGACUUGAGAACAAUCAUGAAGCCAAUCAAUCCACUCUGCCCAGAACCCUCUCCCCAGAGGAGCCAUGAGGAGGCACACAGCAAGUCGGCCCUGGAUCCGAGGAAGCGAUUAACACUGGGUAGCAGCUUCCUACCUGCCAGCCCUGUGGCAGUACAUAACAUACAUUUUCUCAUUUACUCCAUACAAUAAUCCUUCUACGUAGGAAUUUUUAACUCCAUCUUAAAAAAUGAGGAAACAGACUCAGAGAUUAGGUAUUCUGGCCAUGGUGGGCCUGGGAUGAUACACUGUUGGGUUUAAGCCAAUAACUGUGGCUCUGCUCUCAGCCACCUGGGUUUCCAUUUUCCCUACUGGGCUCUGCCUCCAUCUUCCUUCUCCAGCCCCACGGCCUCCACAAAAGGACUCAAGCUGAGUUGAGGCCAAGGGAAAGGCCCAGUGAUUCGAGAUCAGACAUGAGAAGUGGGAGGGGAGUGGCAGGGAGGGGGACCCCACUCCCUGGACCCUGCUGACCCUCUCUCUGGCUGGACUGAGAGCCUGCCAGGGACAAGGUAGGAACCUGACCGUAAGAUCCUCAGGAGUCAGCCCCUCCACUUUUUGCCCCCAAGGGACUCCUACAAACCAGACACUCAACUUUUCUGGGAGCCCAAGAGCCUGCCUGCAACUUGAGUAGCCUCAGAAAAGUAAAAAGAUGAAAUAAACUGGUACUUAGAAGACAAAAAGGAAUUAAAAGAAAUACCAAAUUAUUUUUCAUCCUCACAGGACUAUUCUGAGACUGCUGCAGAAAAAGCAGCACUUUUUAAAAUAGAGUCCUCAGGCAAAUGAGCUCCCAACAGCCCAGGUGCCUGGGGACAGGCUGGGCUGGGUCCCCUCUGACAGUGGCCCUUGGAGCCAGCCUGUCGCUAGUCCUCCAACACUGAGCUCCUGGACUCCACGUAUUCCAGCGCCUUCGCCUUCACUGCCUGCACAUCCUUCUCAGUGCCAUGUUGCUUCUCGUAGUCCAGAUAGCGCUUGAAGAAGAACUUCAUUCUCUUGGGGGCCAGGCUCAGAUGGAUGACCCGCUCAAAGAUGUCCCUGUGAAGAAGAGCAAGGCAGCCUUGGCGGCACAGUCCCAGCCACAUGGCCCCUGGCUGGUGCUCUCCCACUGGCUCUCUGGCUCUGGAGCCAGGGCCCGCUAUUACCCAGCAAACCCACUUCUGUCUUUAUUUUCACUACCAUUAUUAAUCCCCAUGCUGCCCCUGGCAAGAGAAAUAAUAAUACUCUCUUCUUCCAGAUGAGCAGACAGAUACCAGAGAUGUUAAAGGACUUAUACGCCUGAAGUCAAUGAUUCAGGAUGAAGUUACUAGGAUGGGGACUCACAGUGAGCUGUGGAUCUGCUUAAAACUCACUGAAGGAGCUUGGGUGAAGCACCUAUUCUUUCUGGACCUCAGUCUACCCAUUUAUAAUCCUACUGUCUCAUGGGGACGCUGAGAACAAAAGUGAGAUUAUGUCUGUGACAGUUCUCUAAUUCUGAGGGAGACCCAAUCUCCUGGCUCCCAGGCCAGGGGUCAGGCUACCUCCUGCCCGUGGUUCCAGAUACAGACCAGAGGCCAGUCUCUGAGGCAGAAAAAGAAGUUGGAAAAAUGAAUGAUAUAGGAUCUGAUGUGUCAUAUUUUUCUCUUUUUCUAGAUAGAUUGAGAGAACUAGGGGGAUGCUGGGAGCUGCUGUGG
This is a messenger RNA of Choloepus didactylus (southern two-toed sloth), 4738 nucleotides long. RefSeq names its product calcium homeostasis modulator family member 2 (gene CALHM2). Bases 866 to 1837 code for a protein of 323 amino acids. Gene Ontology annotation, molecular function: monoatomic cation channel activity. The transcript has 3 exons. NCBI's taxonomy places the organism in Eukaryota, Metazoa, Chordata, Mammalia, Pilosa, Megalonychidae. The record is from RefSeq and is a predicted model, not a curated record.